Messenger RNA from Plasmopara halstedii, 1710 nucleotides. Its product is annotated as cGMP-dependent protein kinase. NCBI's taxonomy places the organism in Eukaryota, Oomycota, Peronosporomycetes, Peronosporales, Peronosporaceae. Bases 1 to 1710 code for a protein of 569 amino acids. The transcript has a single exon. The record is from RefSeq and is a predicted model, not a curated record.
AUGACUCCACUAUCGCCAAAUGAGCAGCAACUUUCGACUACACAAUCAACGAAUCCCAUCUAUGUUUAUACAAAGCUCGUGGUUGCCUCAGCACGAGCAACAACGGCAAUUGCAGCUGCGAUGAUGGCGACUACCAAAACAGCUGGAGUGAACGAGCUUAAGACACUCGAUAGAUGCACCACGGCACUCAUUUCUCCACGCGAUCGUAGUGGGCAAAAUGCUUUAGAAGGUGGAACCUAUACUUACGCAAAUUUAGAAGAUAUUGUACGACCUCGAGUGCUUUCGCCUCGUCACGCGACAAUAUAUGCUGGUAAAAGUAUGCUUCAAAGUGGGAAUAAUGUUUCUACCGCUUGGCGACAAUCGAAUCAAGUAAAAAGCGGCCGUAAUAGCAGCCGAGAUAACGGAAGGCAAGAGUCAAAAAUACGAACAAUUCCAACUUCAAUGCUGUCGACUUCCAUAACAAGAGAUGUUGAUGUCUUUCCACCGUGGAUUCGAGAACGAAAAGAUUUUCAAGUAUAUUUUCCUCGGUUUGCAGAUCAUGUGAUUACGGAUGAUGAAAUUUUACAGCAAGGAGCUCCAAAAGAACCGAGUGAACGGAACAUUGUGGAACUGCAGUGUAUUGCACGAUGGAUCAUGAAGAUUCCAUCUAUGUCAACGUUCUUGGACUUGAAUCAAGCUACGGAAAUUGCCAAGUUGGUGAGAUAUCGAAGCUGUUGCCCAAAUGAGUACGUUUUUCGCAAAGGUGACGUUGGGGAUGCGUGUUAUCUUGUGCUGAGCGGAGAAGUCCAUAUUCUGAUUGAUGGCGAGAAAGUGGCGGCAGUCUCAAAAAAUUCUGCCUUUGGUGAUAUUGCGCUGCAGCUUGAAAAUGCAACACGCGGAGCCGAUGUUCAGGCUGCAUCUUUACCAGGCACAAGCCAGAAUUCACUUUCGACUGGCAGUUCAAUUGCAUGUGAGUUGCUAAUGAUCAUGGCAGACGAUUAUCAUCGAACGCUCGCAAGGUGCCAAACUCGAAGGCGAAAGCAUCUUAUGAAUUGGUUGCACUCUGAAGUGACACUAUUUCGCGACUGCAUUGAGAGUAAGCUUCAUUUUUUUGAGCUCGUGUCGAUCGAUGUACCGUUAAAACAAGGCGAAAUAGUGUAUACACAAGGAGAGGCAAUUGGAGCGUUCUAUAUUGUACGCUCGGGUCGUGUGAGACUUGAAGUUGAUGUUCAAUACGAACGUCGGCAUCGAUGGCCGUGUGAUACACACAAAUGGAAACAACAGAUUCAUGCAGUUCGGUCACGUGUGCCAUUUUAUUUCGAAGAAAGUGCUGGAUUUUUUGGAUUUGAAAUGUUCAUUAAGGAGCAACAAACGAGGGCUUACACAGUUGUAGCUGACUCUCCUACCGUUGAGUUAAUAGCUUUGAAUCGUGUCGACUGCUUAUCGCCUUACUUUUCGUUCACCUCUCGUGCUCAGGAACGAAUUUAUGAUAAGAAUAACAAAUGCCGGGAUAUGGCGUUACAAGUUGUUCAACAACAAGUGCGAGCAUUUCAAAAGUCGCAAAGUGUAGCAACUAAGAACAACAAUAAUCUCUCGAGUGCCCCGGUUGUUGUGCAACAAAAAUUUUCUAACUCACACGAAACGCCCGACUUUCAGUUUCCACGUCUUCGACCUGCUAAGUGGAAAGCAGAUAAUACUGUUGUUUGCGCACUGCAACAAGCAUGUCAAUGA